Neolamprologus brichardi is the source of this 2055-nucleotide messenger RNA. NCBI's taxonomy places the organism in Eukaryota, Metazoa, Chordata, Actinopteri, Cichliformes, Cichlidae. The record is from RefSeq and is a predicted model, not a curated record.
CCGAAAUUGCGCGCGUGACAUUCCCAUCAAGUCGCUCUCUUUGCAGGUCUAAUGAGUCAUGACAUUAACUGAGCCUAAGGUUGUUCCUCCCACGCACCUCCAGCCCACUCCUCUCUUUAUUUAAGGCGCUCCUCUGCUGCAACACUCAGAGCAGCAGGCGCACAGUCAGCGCAGCUCUCUCCUGCCGCCGCGGAGGGACGAGAGCUCCAGCUUUGUCACGUUUUCCCGGAUUUACCCGUCAGCUCGUCACGAUGAGACUUGUUCCAGUCGUGCUGGCGGUUACGGCUCUGUUGACAGGAAAUCUUACGCUUCCAGUUGGUAAAGAAGAGCAGAGAGAGGAUGUGGUAACACGAUGUUUGGUUGAAGUUCUGUCCAAAGCUCUCUCCAAACCGGACUCUCAGGUCGAUCAGCAAUGCAAAGACAUCAUCCAAGCAGGUAUUAUACAUGCCCCGUUGGACAAGAAGAGUGGGGAUGCCUCAGUAACUCAUGAAGAGAUAGUUAAAGUUCACGCAGAGCCAGUGGCAAAGACAGCAGAUGUGAAAGACAUCGAGGAACUCCUGAAGUCUGUGGAAGAAAAAAGAGAAAACCCAGAAGAUGAGCGCAGCCAAGAAUCCUGGAGUCUGGGUGAUGAGAAGGACAAGAGACAUGAGAACGAUGUGGAAGAAGAACGGGAGAAGAGGAGCAGCUGGAGGCCUGGAAGAUUCCACCAAAGAAAGCACAAACGAGGAGAGGAAGAAGAGGAUGGCGAGCGCAGCCAAGAGAGUUGGGGAGUAGAUGAAAAGAGGUCAGACGAUGAGGAAGAGGAAGAUGAAGACAGAGAGAAGAGGAACUGGAGGCCUGGAAGAUACCACCAAAGAAAACACAAACGAGAUGAGGAACCUCUAGGAGAAAACGAGGUAGAGGAGGAACGUAGCCAAGAGCGCUGGGAAGCAGACAAAAGGCACGGGGAUGAGAAUGAGGAGGAGAGAUACAAACGCAUUUGGAAACCCACACAUCGCUAUCAUCACAAGAAAACACUCCACAAACGCAGCGACGAACCAUCGGAGGGCGAGGAAGAUGGAGAACGUAGCCAGGAGUACUGGGAUUUUGAUGCCGGAAGAGAUAAGAGGAACUGGAGACCUGGCAGGUACCACCAGAGGAGACAGAAACGAGAUGAAGAGCUGUCAGAAGAAGCCAAAGAGGAGCCAGAAGAAGAACGCAGUCAGGAAUACUGGGGUUUUGACACUGGAAGAGAGAGGAGGAGCUGGAGGCCCGGCAGGUACCACCAGAGGAGACAGAAACGAGAUGAAGAGCUGUCAGAAGAAGCCAGAGAGGAGCCAGAUGAAGAACGCAGCCAGGAAUACUUUGAUUUUGACACUGGAAGAGAGAAGAGAAACUGGAGACCCGGCAGAUACCACCAAAAGAAACACAAACGAGAUGAGGAGCUCACGGAAGAAGACGCGGAGGCGGCAAAGGACAGAGACACAGCUUUGAGAUAUCUUGCUGAGAAGCGCAAUCCCUGGAUUUACCGAGGCUUCUACCACCCAGCCUGGUUUAAAAGGGAUCCAGAUGAACACACUGCAACCUCAAACAAGAUGGAUGAACUGACCAAGUUGCUGAGCCAUAAGAUAAACCAGCUGGCUAACCACUCUACUCAAGAGGAGGCAAUGAGGAGCUCACAGCAGAGAGCACUUACACCACAUGAGGAGAAAGAGCUACAGAACCUGGCAGCGAUGGAUAUGGAGUUGCAGAAAAUUGCAGCCAAGUUGCAUGAAAACACUGCAUAACUGAAAAAAAAAUUGCAAUUUUACUGUAUGUCUGCCAGUUUAGUGUGCUUGCAGUGUUAAAAUGAAGAAAAAACAAACAAACCCUGGAGCCUUGCCAAAGCAUUUUAGCUGACUUUUCGUUUUUGUGAUAUUUUGAUGUUAUCAAAUCAAACAGCAUGGGAAUGGCUUGGAUGUUUAUAUUCAGAGAAAUGUAAAAACAAUAUAUAAAUAUAUGAGAUCAUAAUUACUUAAAUGUGUUCUGCAGAGUUUGUUCUGACUGCACUCAAUAAACAGUUAUUCUGGGACCAAA